Messenger RNA from Dovyalis caffra, 690 nucleotides. The record is from the annotation of a GenBank genome assembly. NCBI's taxonomy places the organism in Eukaryota, Viridiplantae, Streptophyta, Magnoliopsida, Malpighiales, Salicaceae.
AUGUCAUCCUUAAGGAAUGCUAUUCCUAGAAAGGCUCACAAGGAGAGAGCACAACCGCAAGCGAGGAAGAAAUUUGGACUGCUUGAGAAGCAUAAAGACUAUGUUAACCGUGCUAAAGCUUUUCACAAAAAAGAGGAAACUUUAAGGAGGCUUAAAGAGAAAGCAGCAUCGAGAAAUCCUGAUGAGUUUUACUUCGGAAUGAUUAAGAGCAGAACAGUUGAUGGAGUUCAUCGGCCACAGAUUGAAGCCAACAAAUAUACCCAAGAAGAACUCAUGUUGAUGAAGACGCAAGAUAUUGGAUAUAUCCUUCAAAAAGCACAAAGUGAGAAAAAGAAAAUUGAAAAGCUAACUGCCACGUUGCACUCGCUGGAUAGCAGACCAUCGAACAAGCAUAUUUAUUAUGCUGAAGAUAGGGAGGAGGCUAAAGAAAUAAGGUCACGAUCUUCAGAAAAUAAUAUGGCAACUACUUCUGUGGACGUCCCUGAUAAUAUCAAAAGGAAAAUUGCCAGUUCCUACAGAGAGCUUGAGGCCCGGAAGUCCCGAGCAAAUCAGUUGGAGAAAAUAUAUAUGGAUAUGGCAUUGCAGAAGGAAUUACAGAAAAAGGGACAAAAGCGCAAACUGCGUGAAGAUGAGAUUGUCUGUCCAAGUACCAAACCAGUAUUCAAGUGGCGUUCAGAACGAAAGCGGUGA